Molecule: messenger RNA, 3884 nt
Organism: Harpegnathos saltator (Jerdon's jumping ant)
Lineage: Eukaryota; Metazoa; Arthropoda; Insecta; Hymenoptera; Formicidae
Exons: 15
Coding region: 2010-3824 (604 amino acids)
Source: RefSeq, a predicted model, not a curated record
CGUGGCCAGGUGGGAGCCGCAGGCCUCUGAAUUAGGCCCCGUCCCGCCCACGUCCACUUUUAACCCUCGUGAGCGCCGAGGGAGACCCACGGCUGCGGCGCGGCACGCGUAUAAUUGGGCACAAACUCGUCCGAUCUGAUUAUUUCAAUCUUGCGGGCUUAAUAGAGCCCGAAGGGCGCCAAAACAAUUUAGAUAAGAGCCGUGGAGUGCGCGUAACAGAUGCCAUGCGCCGCGACUCGCGCGACCUUCGAGGAGACCGCGAGACUGUUUACACUGCUCUGGCCUUUGUAAUUAAGCGACUGUUCGAUGACACACGCCGAAAAGCACAAGAGGCGACUCAACAACAGUAAUCUCUCAACAUCCUCGUUCUCAGGUUGCGGAGUGCAUUGUUAAUCAUCUCGUGAUCAUCCCGCAGACCUCUCCAACACGCCCGGCUCUUCACUCCUGGCAGACCUUGUGCGACCAUAAUAGGUCGAUGGAGGAUGCUUUACUUCGGCGUUAACCGACGUGCACUUCGCACAAGUAUACGGUCGCUGUUCUAUCGAGAGCCACGACGUGCAUCGUCAGCUUGUAUGCCUUCGCCCUGUAAUCGCUCCGGGAGAUCGACUCCGGCGUAAUCGAUGCGCCGACCUCACACGUGCUCGGAAGUCGCGGUUGAGGCGGGAGGGAGAAGCAGAGUGCAAAAAACGGAAGGAAUAUCGAGGAGCGCUCGGAAAGAGCGCCAUUAGCAUCCGAGAACGGCAAGGCAGCCGGAAGGCGCUUGGGUUCUCAUAAGACGCGAGUCGUUUAAUUUUCAAUCGAGUAAAAAGCAGUAUUGCUCAAGAGAUGAGGGAAGAAGCUCAACCCGAAGUUCGCCCGAGACAAGCGCCAACUGUGGUAAUCCAGUCAGCCUUUCGCUCCGAGUGUCAUAAUUUCUGGCAAGAGGCCUUCGUGACUUUACGCCGCCCCGACAACUGGAAUAUUAAUCAGCUCGUUGGAAGCUCCACCAGUUCCACCAGUGGUGCUGGAAGCACCACGACUUGAGAGGAACCUCGAAAGCCUCGAAAAGUUGCCUUUGAACUUGAAGCAAGAAUUUCCCGCCGCGAGCGAGUCGGCCUUCGUCGAGCGGCGAAGCAAAGGACCAAAGAGCCAAGUUCCAGGCCCGCUCUCUGGUCCAGCCGAGGAGAACAGGCGUCGAGCGACGCGCCGGCUCCGAUUGAAACAUAAUUGACGCGCCGACCGCACACGCGCUUGUUCGGCGCCGCGGACGCGCGACUGAACGAGCGAGCGGGCGAAUGAAGAACGGCGGCGACGGCGCGCGCGCGCGCGGACGGAAGAACAGCAACGGGAGGGGGAUUAGCGGACGCGCACCUAUGCCGACACGGAACUCGGAAGAGCGAGCGACGCUCUCUCGGUGGCAUUCGCCUGCGAGCCGCAGCGCCGCGUGGUCGUACUCUCGCCACGACCGACAGACAGCACGUGCUAACCGGCAUCCCGCGACUUCGGCGUUUUCAUCCCCGUGCGAGGCACUGGCGGCGAUUCGCACGCAUUAGCUGAGGCCGUUGAGCCUCUUCUGUCUCGCGCGAGCUGACGACGAGGAGGAAGAGAAGUCAGCCAGGGGUGCUCCCGCUCGAGGGAGGCGAUCCGUUACCGGGGAAGAGCGGUGUGACGCCGCGCGUCGUCGUCAUCGUCGGCGGCUUGCGCGCCGAACGGUAUCCUCGCUCGCGGCGUUCCUGCGUGAAGUUGGCGUGGAAAGUGCCCGGGCACGCUCCGUUUCGCCGCGCGAACAGGACGACCGGCGGAGAGGAAGGAGCGAGCAGGAAACGGAGCUGGCGCAAGCUCGCUCGCUCGCGCGCGCUGGCUUCCUCUGCGCGUUCCUCGCAGAUUCGGAUCUCCGCGGAUUUGUAUUGGCGCCCUCGUCGUCUGAUCGCUGAGCGGUGCUGGCGGUGGCGCUUCUGGCAGGACUUACGGAGGGACAGUGAGAGUAGAUAAGUGUGCUGUGACAGCUGAGACAUCGCGCGCCGUGGAAGAUGGAGUCGACGAGAAUCCUGCUGCUCAUCGCGCUUCUGGGGGCCGCCAGCUGUCAGAACGACAGCCUGAUGACGAGCGAGGUCCUUCAAGGUUACGACCCUCAGUUCAUAGUGGGCUGUUACUUCCCUGCGGAAUUCCAGGGCGAAUUCGUGACGCAAGUGAGCGGUAAGGUUGGAGGCGCGGUGGACGAACCCAUUCAGUAUUCCGUCAUAAACAUCACCUUCAAUGCGAUAUCGACAUGGGGCUACUGCCGCAGGAGAGUCGGCGAUAAGGUGCUGCUGAUGGACAGCGAUGACGGCAGGGACUGCUUACGGUGCUUCCGGCCGUUGCGGAGGUCGCGGAACGUCAUCGAAGUGUUCUCGGAAGCUGCCAAUAGAUGUUACACGUCGGAGCCGGUCGCUUUGGCCUCGUGCGACACAUUGAACUCCACGUCGAUCCUGUACCGCACGAAAGAAAUCGGCGGCCAGGAGAUCCGGAACGAGUACUGUCCGAUCGUCGGUCUGUAUCACUUCAAGUACAGCAUCAACAACGGCUCUGCGACAUCCUUGGAAUGCAACUCCUUCCUCUCAGACUUUAGUAAUUGCCCGGACGGCUCGGUGUUACGUUUGAACUUCAAACGAUGCUCCUACGAGCAACGCGAUCUCACCUUCAAUUGUUUGGGCAACUGGCCUGGACCAGGUGGCUCUAAUUACUUCGCUCUAUGGGACAACGACACUAUCGAAGGCCAGCCUCGAUACAGAUGCGGGAUAUACGACGUCGACAACAAAACGGGGAAGACCUACAUGGCGUUCAGCAGCGACUCCAGCUGCACGCGAAAUCUGCAGAACUCGACCAGCGGCCACGAGACUCUGAUUCUCAGCAAGACCCCGAAUCAGAAGAAGGUGCCGAAUUACGUGAAGACUCAUGUCGCUACAUUCCCGAAAUGGGCACAGGGGGUGUGGGAGCAGGCUCUCAUAGUCAACGGAACCAUGACCUUCACCGAUCUCAACGGCUACAACAGUUACACCUUCAUCACGGUGGAGGCGAACGAGGAUACCGGCCGUUACACCGUGUACUCUAAGGAUCAAUGCGAGCAGGACGCCUACGUGUGUUUGGUGAUGAGGCAGCGUAGUGAAAACAUACUGGAGUUUACGAUAGGGAUGGUCCUCAGUCCAGUUUACCAAGACUAUCUGUGCGACGAUCCGAAUCUGGACAAACCGGUGUGGAUGACUCAAGCACGUAUCGAACGCGCGGUGGAGUCGCCCUGCCCAAUUACAGGCGAAUACACGGGAAGGAUAACGGAUCUGAUGGGAAUGUGCGCCGAAUUGAGCAGCAACUGCAACACCCGCGAGAUUAUGUACUUCAGAGUCAGCGACUGCGAUUCUGGGGAGCUGUACGAACAACGAACGUAUCUGUGCUUGGGGCAGUGGGAAGAGAAAGGUGUGAUGUAUACUUAUACCAUGAGGAACGACACGCAAACGAAUGAGUGCUUCGUAGGCCUGAUCGUCAACGACGAGGAGAUAUACAUCAAGGAAGCUGGCGACCACUGUAUGCGAAACAUCGAUCCUAAAACGCAGGGGAUGCGUCUCUACAAGAAAGGACAAUGUUACGGGAAUUCGCCGAGUCCCGCGCCGACGCCGAUGCGACCAAUACCUCACAACCCGGUAAUGAGGAUCACGACGACUAAACCGUCGAGAGCACCAGGAAACACCAAGGUGCCAGGUAACGCAGUUUCCUCGUCGUCUGCCUGCAGAUCGAACGCGUACACGAGUUUCGCGCUCCUCUUCGCUGUGCUCGCCGCGCGUCUCAAGGUAGCCUCGUACGCGUCCGAAUAAUGAACAGCGUUUUUCGAGUUCGAUAAUGCGCUAGUUAAUGAAUAUUGCUACGUGGAUGCG